AUAAAAUAAAGUAAAUAUAAAAUAAAGAAAAUAAAAACUAGCAGGAGAAAAAUUGAUAAAAAGGCAAAAUACUGGUAACCAUCCAAGAACAAGAAGGGGCAAAGGGUUUUCUCACUUUCUCUCCCACUAAUUAUUAUCAGGUUUGAAGGUGGAUUUGGUGUUUGUUGGAUAUUGAUUGUUCAUGGUAAAGGGGUUUUUAGGGUCACAGAUGUUGAGGAUGAUGAGCUGAUAAAGUUAGGAUUCUAGACGUUUGGGUAUAAUUAAUUUGCUGUUAUAUGUUGAUUCUUGUGCUGUUGUUGAAAUGGAUGUAAAGGUGUCUUUUUUGGGUUUGAUGGAGUUGGAUCUUUCAUUGGUUUAAUUUUUGGGAGGAGAAUCAAAUUUGGGUAUUGUUUGAAAUCUGCUAAAGGGAGAGACUUUGCUUAAAUUUUGUGAUUUUGAGUGGAUUGUUUAGCUUAUGGGUGUUGCUUGAAAGAAUUGAUUGUUCAGUUGUUUGCCGGUUUUGGGUUUUGGAUUGAUUGGUCAAAAUGGAAGAAGAUGGAAUGGCUUUUGUUGCAGGAAGUGAAAACUUGGAAAGUGGGAUCAAAAUUAAUGCAGAAGAGUCUCAGUGUUUCGAGAUGGAGGUGGAAUCUUGUGAGACUGGAACACUUGGUGUAAGCAAUGAAAGUGUAGUUUUUCCAUCAGAGAAUGGUGAAGGAAGUAAUGGUAACGUGGUUUUUUCCAGAGAAUCUCCGCUUGUACGUAAGGAUUUUAGAUCAUCUGCUGUAGUAGGAGGGUGUAAUUGUGGAGUAAAUAAACUUAAAGCGAGAUUGUCUAGUUCAGAUGGUGAGAAUGGGAAAAAUGAGAUAUCUGGUGCUGAGAAGAAGCUUAAUAGACAAGAGAGGAUCGAAUUAGGGCGAUUGUUUCAGGGUGCCGUGAGUUGCCAUGAUUGGGAGCUUGCCGAGAGUUUGAUUCUACUGGCAGAUCCCCAAACUUUAAAUGAUGCAUUGUGCAUUGCUUUAGAUUCGGUAUGGUUUUUAAGUACACAACAGGAGUUAUAUGGGAUAACAGGGUUGAUUAAGAAGAUAAUUUCUAAUGGUGCUUUUGAUUUCACUCGGGCUGCUCUAAGGACUUCGUUUCUUGCCUCUUGUGUUUCUGCUUGCCAAAGUCGAACCAUGAGCCUCACAGAUACUGUGACUGUAAUGGCACGAAGCAGGUUGCAUGAACGACUUCAAGAGUGCAAUGGGGAUGAAAUUUUGAAGGCAGAAGCUGGUGCUAAGGUCCAGAAGUUUACUGAAUGGGCUCUAAAAUGUAUUGGUUUCCAUUCCCGCUGCCAAGGGAACAGGGAUAGGGUUCGGCACAAUCCUGCUGUUGAAAUACAACUACAGUUGUCGGCUUUCAAGACCUUCCUCGAUCUAGCUGGGAACCACCUUUCAGGAAAGGACUUCACAGAAGCAUUUGACGCAGCUUGCUUCCCACUUACACUCUUCUCUAGUUCAUUUGAUCCUGGCUGGGCAUCAGGUAUUUCAGCAACUGCAAUCCAAGGAUUGCUUGGCAUGUUGGUGGAGGGAGGUGCAGACAAUGUUAAUCAAUGCUUUCUUGAAGCCUCUCGUUUUGGGAGCACUGAGCUUGUCCGCAUUCUCUUGCAGAUUGCUCAAAGGAAUAGUUUGGAUGUUGAUGUCGACCUGGCUUUGGGAUUUGCUUCUCAUUAUGGUAAAAUUGGAACUAUGGAAUGUUUAGUGGAAGAAGGGAAUGCAAUGGCAUUCUUGGGACCUUUGAUGAGAGCUGCCGAAAGGGGAUCCAUGCAGGUAGUUGACUGGUUUGUUAAAAGGGGUUGCAGAGAUAUGGAACUAUGUCUGGCCCUCACUGCUGCUACUUCCAGUAGUCAGGUUGAAGUUGCUCGAUAUCUCCUUCCUCAUGUUCCUCAGCAUGUUCUUGCUGCCCUAAGCAUUGAGAUUCUUAAGGCUGCUGGUGAAAGAAGUAGCGGGUCUCUCGAUGGAGUAGCAUUUCUCCUAAGUUCGGACUUCCUCGGUGAUCCCAUUGCCACUUAUGCUGUCGCUGACAGCAUUGCGAAGUCUGAUGACGAGGCUGUGGCUCCUGCACUCAGGUCUUUCCUUCGAGAGCAUUGGUCAGAAGCUGCUUUCUCAGACGGACUUAGGCAGGGACAAGAACACUACUGUAACCUGUUGCGUAUUAUGAAAUGGGGGGAAUCUCCCGUGUGUUUGAGGGACAUCCCGGGGCCAUUGAGGAUAGCAAUAGCAUACCUGCCACUGUAUAGGGAAUGUGUCAAGGCAGGGGGUUGUUUGUUAUCACAAAGACUUAAGGGCCAGCUUGUGGAAGCAGCAAAAAGGCUCGACGGUGUAGUGCUUGAAGAAGUAAAGCAAGGGAGAGAACUAUUGGCUGUUUUGGAGCAUCAUCUUCCUCCAUUUUUGCAUAAUAAUGCAUCCAAUGCUGCUUAGUUUUUGAAAAUUUUCACAUAUCUUGUCUCUUCAACGAAGUCUAAUAACACAAUGGUUGGUGCAUUGAAUGUGAGCAAGAAGCCCUCUUAAGGUUGGUCAGUUAUCUUAAUGAACCAGACCUUUGUGUUGGCUUAAGAUAAUUGUACCUGCAGAGAGUCUACAAUUUGCAUAUUUCUGAUGUGUAUGUUGAGUAACUACAUUCACAAGUCUGGGAACUCAAAUGGACAUGCAAUAUUGGCUAUUUUCAUGGUGCUUCUUCCAACUUGUUUUCUUAUGCGA
Solanum lycopersicum (tomato) is the source of this 2714-nucleotide messenger RNA. Its product is annotated as ankyrin repeat protein SKIP35. The record is from RefSeq and is a predicted model, not a curated record. Lineage: Eukaryota; Viridiplantae; Streptophyta; Magnoliopsida; Solanales; Solanaceae.